Molecule: messenger RNA, 2397 nt
Organism: Mytilus trossulus (common blue mussel)
Lineage: Eukaryota; Metazoa; Mollusca; Bivalvia; Mytilida; Mytilidae
Product: cholecystokinin receptor type A-like
Exons: 1
Coding region: 1011-2183 (390 amino acids)
Biological process (GO): neuropeptide signaling pathway
Cellular component (GO): plasma membrane
Molecular function (GO): neuropeptide receptor activity
Source: RefSeq, a predicted model, not a curated record
UUUACUAACGCGUGUUGUUUAAUUGUGUUUGGGAAAGUAAAUCAUUACACAUUUAUCUGGAACAAACAAAAACAGAUAACAUAAGUAUUACGUAACAUGGACACACAAAUGUAUUGUUGUAACUAUAGUAGAUUUUUUUUAAAGAGUACCUAAAAAUCGAAGAAUUGAAAGGUAAUGUUACACGACUUGAAGGAUUAAACUGUAAUGAUAUUAACAAUAGGACAAAUAAAAGAACCGAUAAGAACUGACAAAGAGGGCAGAGUAAACGGAUAUCAAUAACCUGGAUCGUUCGGAUCAUCUCAGGUUGUAUGCAUUGGUUAAUUUAUAGCAUACGUUUUUAUUUAACUCAAGACACUACACAUUUCAAGUUGUGGGAAAAAGAUCAAAAUAUUUAUGACAUUAGUGUUGUAUUUUUCUUAACACAAUAACAUACAUCCGAUUUGUUUAGUCACCUAGAUACCACUUGUGUCAGUUGUGUAAAAAGUUUUAUAUCGAGAGAGAAAAUGAACGUUAUAAAUAUUCAGGAAGUACACGAACCGCUUCAAUACAUUUAGAUUGAUUAUUAAGGAAUAUAUUUUCGCAGAGGAAAUUACUUUUGUUCGUCCUGUAUUGACUAAUUUUAGUUUGGUCAGUAGCUAUUGUUAAACAGGAUCACUCACAUUUUAUUUUAAAAUAUAACUGGUUUUCUUUAACAAUUUCAGAAACAACUUAUAUAUAAGUGCAGAUGUGAUAAUCAACGUUGAAAUUUACAUUAUACAAUCUGGAGCGACUUUUUACGCAAGUGUAAAUUUAAUUAUAGCGGGGUUAUUCCACGUGGUAGAGACAGAAAGUUGUUAAACGAAUAUCAUUGUGCUGUGAAGGUGCAUACGAUAAAUUAGAAAGUAAUUCUACAGACAUUUAAAAUUUUAUUAUUCAUGGAAACUAUGAAACGAACUGCAUAACAGAACGAAGUGUUCUAUUAUCAGUCAUGCUUAUUAAAUGUUGAAUUUGGAGAGAAAAAUAAAUAACAAAUGCACGGCAAUUUAUCUGACAGUGUUUUGUCAGUUACUUUAGAAGAUUUAAAUGAUGCAGAAACGAUACAGCGUCUUGCGCCAAUAAUAUAUCUAUCGUUUUUGACACUGGUUGGAACUCCAGGAAAUUUGCUUGUUAUUGCAGUUUACACUUGGACAAUUAAAAGGAGGACUACACACCGACUUUUCAUAACAGCUUUAGCAGUGACAGAUUUCUUGGUAUGUACAGUGGCAGUCCCAUUUGAAAUAAUCCAAAUGACUCACCAAUUGACAUUUUAUUCUGAAUGGGCUUGUAAAAUAUUCCGUUCUAUCAAUGUUUUACUUGCUCUUUUGUCUUCUUUCAUUUUAAUAGCGUUGUCAGCAGAUCGUACUAGACGUGUAAUCCAGCCGCUAAAGUUACAGAUGACAAUACGCCAAGCUAUUUGGUGCAUUUUUCUUGUUACUUUACUUGCAUUUGUUUUCGCAUUUCCUGAAGCAGUUAUAAGUGGGAUAAGUUUAGAGAAAUUAGAAAAUAAUUUGACAGGAUACGACUGUAGUUUCUCGGAUAGGUACAAGGACCAAGCGUAUACAACUGUAUACAGUUCUACACUUUUAGCAAUUUAUAUUGGGUGUAUAUUCGCUCUAAUUGUUAUGUAUUCAAUUAUCGGACGGCAAGUUUUGAGUCACGUGCACUUUAGAAGUACAUUUAUCAGACAAAAUGGAACCGACAAUCAUUCAACAGCAUCUACAAACAAACUAGACAGAAAUGAAAUUAAGCUUAGUCUAGAAGAGACUUGUGAUAGUAUAGAUAUGGACGAAGAUGAGUUUCGAAGUAAACAACUUUCGGAACUAAAAUCAAGUAGAGAAAACACCAUAAAAAGACAUGCCAAAUCUCCUGAUAAGCGUCAUGGUGCAAUGAGACAAGAAAAUUCUUCUAAAAAAGUGACAAAAAUAGCAUUUGCAAUUAGUUUUUGUUUUAUUUUAAGUUAUGUACCAUACGUUGCCGUUAAACUAAACGCUUCAAUAGCAAGUGGCCAUUUUACCUCGAACGCUACAACUAAAGCAAUAUUUCCAAUUCUUGGGAGAACGUUUAUCAUAAACAACAUAGUUAAUCCUAUUAUUUACGGAUUCCUGGACCAGAAAUUUCGUCAAAAGUGUAAAAUUAUAUUCAGGCAUUUGACGUGCAGGAUGUAAUGAAAGGAAAAAAUAACACUUAAAAGUGUAGUAUCACUCAUUCAUGAAAUCACUGUCUUAUUAUAGACGUUGUAAGUUUACAGGUGUAGGCGAAAUCAUUAAAUGUGGUUGUACAUUGUACUUAACAUUUAUAAGAAGUAUUUGUUUCCGUUUAGUAUUACAAAAUCUAACACAAUCAAAAUCAAGUUAUUAAAUAAAUAAUUCUUAAGUUUUA